Messenger RNA from Helobdella robusta, 1140 nucleotides. RefSeq lists its product as hypothetical. Gene Ontology annotation, cellular component: cytoskeleton; plasma membrane. NCBI's taxonomy places the organism in Eukaryota, Metazoa, Annelida, Clitellata, Rhynchobdellida, Glossiphoniidae. The annotation marks the transcript as partial. Gene Ontology annotation, molecular function: cytoskeletal protein binding. The record is from RefSeq and is a predicted model, not a curated record. The transcript is spliced from 8 exons.
AAAUCGGCAAAGGGGCAAGAUUUGGUGGACAAGGCAUGUGCCAGUUUCGAACUUUUAGAGAAAGAUUAUUUCUCAUGUUCAUAUUUAGUCAAUGGAGUUAAAUUUUGGAUAAAUCAUGAGAGAAGAAUUAGUAAACAGAUAAAAAAUUUCGUCUGGAACUUCAAGUUUGAAGUGAAGUUUUACCCAAGUGACCCUAACAUUAUGUCCGAGGAUUUGACCAGGUACCAGCUGUUUUUGCAAGUUAGAACGGACGUCUAUAACGGACUCCUUCCAUGCAGUUUCGUGACCUACUGCUUACUUGGCUCACUAGCGGCCCAAUCAGAGUACGGGGAUUACGACCCUCAAGAGUUGGGUCAGGGGGUACAGUACCUGGCCGACUCGGCCCCUUAUGCCCCGAUUCAAUUGCAAACUGAGGAAAUGUUGGAAAAGAUAUGUGAACUUCAUAAGAAUCAUCGUGGAAUCCCGCCGGCUGAAGCAGAGUUAACUUACCUUGAAAACGCCAAACUCCUGGCCCUCUACGGUGUCGACAUGCACAAAGCCAGAGACGAGAACCACAGUGAAGUAUCAGUAGGUGUGUGCUGUCAGGGUUUGAAUGUUUACAAGGAGAAGUUGAGACUGCAUCGCUUUCCAUGGGCAAAGAUUCUUAAGAUUGCUUACAAGAGGAACUGUUUCUUCAUAAAGAUCAGGCCUGGAGAGAAAGAGAAGAAUGAACCACAGACGCUAACGUAUAAACUGACCAAUCAUACAAUGGCGAAACGAUUGUGGAAGACUGCUGUGGAGCAUCAUUCUUUCUUUAGGUUUGGUUCUUCAUUCAUUUAUUCAUUCAUUCAUUCAUUCAUUCACUCAUUCAUCAUUUAUUCUCAAUUUCGUCAUCAUCAUCAUUGUCGUCGUCGUUUUAAUGACAGGCUGAAAGAACCGGAACCUCCCAAACGAGGGAUGUUUCCGCUGUUUGGAUCGAAGUUCCGGUAUUCGGGUCGAACCCAGUUCCAAACUCGCAGCGAGUCGACGAACAUCGACCGCAAGACUCCGACCAUCGAUAGGGCGGCCAGUAGGAAAUACGCCAGAGACGUGGUGGCUAAAAAUUAUGAAACUGAAGGUGAGCCGUCGUUGGUUGCCUGGCUGGUUGGUUUUAGUUGCUAG